Messenger RNA from Caenorhabditis bovis, 1953 nucleotides. NCBI's taxonomy places the organism in Eukaryota, Metazoa, Nematoda, Chromadorea, Rhabditida, Rhabditidae. The record is from the annotation of a GenBank genome assembly.
AUGCAAGAUGAGCUAGACGUAUUUUUAGAAGAAGCUUCAAUUGCUUUGAAAUUAGCUGAAGAAGGACACGAUGUAAGUCAUUUGGCUGAAAAAUUAAUGGAACAAGCUGAUAUGAUCAGCGAAGUGCCAUCGGAAAGUAUCGAUCCUCAUUUUCUGUCAAAAAGUUUAGCGAAAUUGGCAGGAACUUCUCCAAAUGUCUCGUUUACAAAAUAUGAUUAUUCAAAGUCACCAAGUUUUCGGUACCGAUCGCCAAGAAUACCAAGUUUAGAAGAAGAUCUUGAAGAAGUUGAAGAAAACGGGAGAAGAUUAGAAGAAGAGAGAAAAAUUUUAACGGAGAAAGUCACACAAACUAAUUCUCCUCGAUUCGAAGUGCCACUUCGUUACAUCGUCUCAGCGUCAGUGAAAAUGCACACGUUGGACAUAAAAACGACUGUAGGACUGAUCGCAUGUUGCGAAUGCGGAGUUGCCAUCGAGCCGAAUCCGGCAAACAUGUGUAGUGGAUGUCUGAGGUCAAAAGUCGAUAUCACUGAAGGAAUCACGAGGACAGCCACUAUCUACAUGUGCAAGUUCUGCGACAGAUACUUCGUACCGCCUAGUGCUUGGAUGCGUGCUGAACUCGAAUCGAAGGAGCUUUUAUCGAUUUGCUUGAAAAAAAUGAAACCAAUGCUUACUAAAGUUCGUUUAACUGAUGCUUGCUUUGUUUGGACUGAAGCACAUUCAAAAAGAAUUAAAGUGAAGUUGACUGUUCAAAAAGAGGUGUUCACGAACACAAUUCUUCAACAGGCGGUGGUUGUCGAAUUUUCUGUUCAGAGUCAGUUGUGUGAUGAUUGUCGACGCGCUGAGGCUAAAGACUUCUGGAGAGCUUGUGUGCAAGUACGCCAACGUGCCGAAUUCAAGAAGACGCUCUUCUAUCUUGAGCAGCUCUUGCUCAAGCACAGUGCACACAAGGAAUGCACAGGAGUCAAGCCGGUUCCUACCGGUAUCGAUUUUUUCUUUGCCAAACAACAAGAAGCACGCAAAUUCGUCGAUUUCCUAAUGACAGUUUUGCCAUGCAAAUAUCACUAUGCGCAGGAACUUGUAUCUCAUGACACAAAGAACAACACAUAUGAUUACAAACACACAUUCUGUGUAGAAAUUGUGCCGAUUUGCAGAGACAAUAUUGUUUGCCUACCAAAGAAAGCUGCUCAGCAAUACGGAAACAUGUCGCAGAUUGUAUUAUGUCUUCGCGUUUCCAACGUCAUCACCUUGAUUGAUCCGAAUAAUCUGCAAAUGGUCGAUGUUCAAGCGACAACGUUCUGGCGAGAGCCAUUUGAGGCACUUUGUGGUCCCAAGCAACUCACCGAGUUUUACGUUCUUGAUGUCGAUGUAAUUGAUAAUUUCGAGAGAAAAGCUGGUCAUGGUUUUGUGAGCAAGAAGCAUCAGCUUGCGGAUGUUUGGCUAGUACGGAGUGACCAAGUCGGAAUGUCGGAUGCUGAAACGUUAUCGGCUCGAACUCAUUUGGGGCACUUACUCCAACCAGGAGAUCUUGUUUUGGCGUUUGACAUAAAAAAUUGCAAUGUGAACAACUCAACUUUUGAUGCGAUGAAUACUGACAACAUUCCUGAUGCAAUUAUUGUCCGCAAGGUGUUUGACAAGACUAAACGAGCAGCGAAACGAGUUUGGAAACUUAAGAGAUUGGUUGUGGACGGAAAUAUUGUUGGAAAUGAGACGGCUUCGGUUGCUGAUGAAUUCCAAGGGUUCAUGGAAGAUAUUGAAGAGGAUGUUCUCAUGAGAGAAAAAAUUAAUAUCUACAAGGAUGAGGAUAAAAUGAAACAAGUACCAAUGGUUGAAGCCGACGAUGAUGUGAUUCCGGAUGCUCCAACUCUCGCCGAAAUGCUCGAUGACUUGAAUAUGGAAGACGAAGACAUGAAAGAUGCUGAGGCUGAGAGCGAUGAUGAAGAAAUGCAAGAGUAA